This is a messenger RNA of Nannospalax galili (Upper Galilee mountains blind mole rat), 1732 nucleotides long. It is a transcript of the gene Tcf19, whose product is annotated as transcription factor 19. The record is from RefSeq and is a predicted model, not a curated record. NCBI's taxonomy places the organism in Eukaryota, Metazoa, Chordata, Mammalia, Rodentia, Spalacidae. Gene Ontology annotation, molecular function: protein binding. Gene Ontology annotation, biological process: regulation of gene expression. Bases 534 to 1331 code for a protein of 265 amino acids. Gene Ontology annotation, cellular component: nucleus. The transcript is spliced from 3 exons.
CCGCUUUGCUGCAGCAUCUAGGGGUGCAGACUAAAGAGCGGGGCGCGGGAGGGGUGCCGUGUGAUGUGAGCGAGGCAGCGUCUCCUCUCCAGGUUGCACAGCUGAUGCAUUCGUGUUGCACGCACGUUGGCACUGCAGGACCCCCCCCCAACUCCUGUCUGCACAUCCCCAGGACGCGCCUAAAGUGUCUUUGCUUGCCCAGGUUGCUGGAGGCUCCGCGGAGGUUCGGCGGCCUGAAAGUCCCGCUCAGCCGACGUGCGCACCCCAGGGCGUUUUCCUGCUGUCUUUGCAUCGCAUCAGGACCUUCCUGAAGUUUUUUUUUAGUCCCAAAUCUUGACCGCCCAUUUUGCGGUGCGUGUCCCGGCCGCUGGCUGGCGCUCUGAAUUUUGCACUUACCACGUUGGAACUACGCCCAGCAGAGCUGUUUACAUACAUCAGACUGGAACUGAACUGAGGCCAGCGGUGCAUGGCCCAGAGGUGGGAAAGGUGAUGGACUGCUAACGUGGAAGACGUAGUGCUAAGGGGCACCCCCCAUGCUGCCCUGCUUUCAGCUGCUGCGCAUAGGGGAAGGCCGGGGCGGUGACCUCUACACCUUCCACCCCCCAACCGGGACCGGCUGCACCUAUCGCUUGGGCUGCAGGGCCGACCUGUGUGAUGUGGCUCUGCGGCCCCAGCAGGAGCCAGGCCUCAUCUCUGCGGUGCACGCAGAACUACAUGCUGAGCGCCGAGGGGACGAUUGGAGGGUCAGCCUGGAGGACCACAGCAGCCAAGGGACUUUGGUCAAUAAUGUCCGACUCCCAAGAGGCCACAGGCUGGAGUUAAGUGAUGGUGACCUCCUGACCUUUGGCCCUGAAGGGCCAGCAGAAACCAAUUCCUCUGAGUUCUACUUCAUGUUCCAACAAGUCCGGGUCAAACCUCAGGACUUUGCAGCCAUUACUGUUCCUCGGUCUAGGGGAGAAGCUGGGGCUGGCUUCCAGCCCAUGCUGCCCUCCCAGGGGGCACCCCAGCGACCACUCAGCACCCUGUCCCCUGCUCCCAAGGCCACACUGAUCCUCAAUUCCAUCGGCAGCCUCAGCAAGCUGAGGCCCCAGCCCCUCACCUUCUCCCGUGGUGGAAGCAGGCCACAGAGCCUGCCUGUUCCCACCCCAGCAGAGGAAGUAGGAGCUGCACCCACCCCACCCCCAAGAAACCGGAGGAAGUCUGCUCACAGAGUGUUGGCAGAACUGGAUGAUGAGAGUGAGGCUCCUGCGGACCCCCUGUCAGUCCUCACGGAGCCCAGGAAGAAGCUCCGGGUGGAGGAAACUCCUCUGGUGUCCAGUGGGAGUGAAUGACCACAGGGAAAGGGCCAUUGCUGUGGACUCAGGGCCAGAGCACUCGUGACUCAGAUGACAGAAGACAGCUUCUUGCCAAAAUGCUGCUGCCUCCAUCAAAUUACCAGUGAGCCUUGUUGCCAUGGAUACCAGAGUAUCUGUGGUCCUAUCUUUAGAUGUAAGGAGUGCUUGAUGUCUCUACUUUUGCUGAAGCCAGUGUGCUAAGCAAGUGUUCUGCCACUGACCUACAUGCCCCACCCCCCACCCCAUUAAUGGUCUUAAAUGACCUCAGCUAAGGCAUCCCAGGGCAGAGACCCCAAACUUCCUAAUACCAUGGCUAGGCCUGCCCAUUGCCCAUGAACUCACUGAUCUGGCUUUUGGGAGCUUUGCUUUUUAUUUCCAAAUAAAGAAUUGUUCCCCCA